Molecule: messenger RNA, 3525 nt
Organism: Trichophyton rubrum CBS 118892
Lineage: Eukaryota; Fungi; Ascomycota; Eurotiomycetes; Onygenales; Arthrodermataceae
Exons: 1
Coding region: 2050-3525 (491 amino acids)
Source: RefSeq, a predicted model, not a curated record
UGAAGGGGAGAUACUGGUCCCUUUUAUCUCUAGAGCACCAUCACGGCAGACGAUGUUCCUUGGGUAAGUAGUUUCCAGCAUCCCGCCAUGGGAAGACUUGGUGGUGCGUCAACGUUGCCAACGCUUGUCCCGUGGAACGAGUUAUCCCCGUCGGUAUUAUUUGGGUUUGGGCAGUUUGGACAGAGAGGCCGCAGUACCUGGAAAGUUACGAGCUGCAGUGUUCGCGAUCUCUGGGCUUCGGUAAGGGGGAGAGAACGAUUUCCACUGCGUGCAGGUGUCAAUAUGGCUUGAAUAGGCUUAGGAACCUUUUUCCUGGAUCCCGCUAUGCUGCCCUGCUGGUCGCCUCGUCCGCACCGUAUGCAUGGAGGAGGGUCACUUUUCCGCCUAGAUGGUUACUCACUGGGAUCACUGAAGACCAGGAUCAGAGAGAAACAGUGCCAGCUGGUUAAUUGAUCGACGGCUCCAAGGCGCCGCUCACAGGCUUUCAGGCAUGCUACCACACACCGGGCAAGACUAAUUGCUUAAUCUAUCCAUCUCCGUUUCAGCAAGUGUUCGAGCAGAAGAAACAAACACUGCUGACCGUGUUGAUUAGCAGAGUAUAGCCACAGCUUCUUCUUUUCUCUUCGUCUGAUUGUUCCGCUUGCGGCCGUUUACUAGGUUUAUACGGCCAUAAGGGGCCAUGUUUCCUGCAUCUAAAGGAUUGCUAAUGAUUCCGAUUAAUCAAUUAUGCAACCAAGGACUUGGCUUGGCCUGUAUCUUGCAGGGUUAUUGGGUUGGUGCUCUCUGCAAGCAAAGAUGGCAAGGAUGCAUCACUGCAUGAGCAUCUUCGGAAACAAUUGGGCGCAUGCAUGGCCGGCUAACUAGGCGAGUAAUGAUAUUGCAUGCAAUCAAGAUAAUCCGGGUGUGGCAUUCGCCCGAACAAGACAGGAUGGUGGCUAGGGGCAUGCAGCAGUGCCCGUGAGGGUCUGCCAGGCAGCAAGAGUAUCACCCUAAGGACCGACCUGUCAACGACUGACUGAUGAUCGAUAGCGUGGCGAAGAUAAUACAUGCAUACAAUAUCACCCCUUACAUUAAGGAACCAGCUAACUGGCACCUAUCAGGCCGCAAGCCGCAAUAAGGGUGCGGAGGAAUCCGACUCAGGCAAGAACAAGGAAAAUGGAGAAUUCUUCCUUGGAGGUACACGGUUUCUCCUAGUAACUAUUCAUCUAGGCACCUGGCUAUCAGUUUAACUAUCUGGAAACCAUCGAGGCAGACAAAAAACAGGCAGUCAAGGACAGCACAUUCACUGGAUCAUCAGACACACUGUCUCAAAGGCCCUCCGUGUAUUCAGCUGUGUCUUUCGCUGGCAGGAUACUCAUUUUCCAUGCUCAAAUCGCAUCAUGUCACAUCUAACUACGGAGAACAGGUGUUUUCUCAUUUGCAAGGUACAUCAGGCAGCGCUUUUUUUGCUGCAGACCCAAGCCGUGUUUCAUUUGACAGGGACACAAGCUGCCAACCGGCGUGCUGUUACAGCCUUCCAGAUGCAUUCUGAUGUCAUACGGAUACGGCUCACAACGCCCAAUCUUGCCAAGGGGUAGGGUUGUUGAUGCCCGCCAUUCAGGGGAGCGAGAAACAGCCACUUCUGCUGGAGCAUCGACAGUCCCCGCGAGCCCUUCGUAUUGCGGCGAGGAGGCUGAAAAAAACAAAGUGAUGGCCACUUUUUUUUAUCUUGGUUGCCUUGACAUGGACCGUGGAGCCGUUGUCGGGCCAUCCCGCAGUUACUUAAGAGCGUUGCGGGCGAGAGCUGAGAUAUCAAAUUAAAACAACCAACCAGCUAACCAACCAACCUUCGAAACGGCCCUCCUUGUCCCAUCGUCAGCUACGGACAGGACGGGUGAGCUGUUCGUUGCUGUUAAUCCGUUUCACCAACGCAUUAGUUACGAGAGUCAGGCGAGCUGCCACUGCUGAGCUCCUGGAGGGCAGUACCGCUGGGCUAACUGCUGCAUUUGACCAUUGUCUUUCGUUUACUGCCUGCUACCAGGAAGAAGCCCCUAUUGAUACCCUGAGUGAAUGGCCAUGGAGCCGCAGGACCAACCGUACCAGCAGAGCCUUGCUCAGUCACAGGCGGGCGGCGGUGGGGUAUCUGUCCGCAGCAGGUCGUCCAGCGUCGUCUCGACCAGGACGGGAGUGACCAUCACCACCCUACAGGAAGACACAAGGAGCAUUCGCAGCAUGGAGCUCGUCGUGGGAGGCCGCAUCUUCAGGAUCAACCGGGACGGCUCCAGGAUAACGGAGCAUCCAGGCCUGCCGCCAUACACUGCUGCGCCCCCGGAGUACUCCAGCCUGGACACGAACCUGGCUACAGGGAGCAACAACGAGCUGCCGGCCCCUAAUAUCCCGGACUACCAAACCAUAGCAUGGCCGCUCAACGAGCGUGACUACCACCCUUUGAUGAGGCAGCGUGUUCCAUCCGUCAGCCUGACACAGGAUAGGUCUGAAGAGCAUGCUGGUGCUGGCACUGACGCUCCCGCACCACAGGACAACGAUCUACUUACGGCCGAGCUGCCGGGUACGCCAGUCGAGCGUGAGAGGAGAGGGUCAGCAUCGGGAUCGAGUUCAGGACUUGUUUCUCGAGCUCACUCGUUCGUCCCGGGGCCUGAGAAGAUCACCGUGGUAGCGAAACGACGCUCGGUAUCAGAAAGCAAUAUCCAAGCCAACCUCCGUCCAAACGCCCAUCACACCAAUGCCAACAACACCAACCAUAACAUCCACAGACACAACCACAACUUCCUACGACGCCGGAAUGGAAUCCGUCUCCCCCAGCUGGACACAGGCAUGUCCUUUGAGUCUCUACGCAACGCCUUCUCCAUCAACCCAGCCCCUGCAUCCAGCCCUCGCAUGACCCAUUCUGCUGGCCCCAGCAUAGGAAGAUCCAGCGACAUCUUCCACCCUUCUCCGACCUACAACAGCAAUAUUAACAGCAACACUACUAGUACGGCCGACCACUGGCAGUCCCAUUCCACCGUCUCCCGCGGCCGCUCACCUCCCACCACACCCCGAGCAACCCGCAGCCCCAUGCUGGCCGUCCCCCAGGGCCCUCCCACCGUCGAAGAAGGCUAUGCGGACACAGACGAGCCGCCAGCCAUGGACACCGAGAACGAAAUCAGCAUCCACUUCUCCCGCAUGAUCCGCAGCAUUGAUCGUGAACACCGGCGUGUGCUGCAUCAGAAGUGUCGUGAGCUAGCCGAGCUGCGCGAACGCCUGAAUGAAGUCGACCAGGUCUACCGCAAGGAGCUGAGGUCGCGCGACUUCAUCAUCGACGAGCUCCGACAUACGAUCAACUUGCUGGAGUUUCAGACGGAGGCGAAGAUAGAGCGGGCCCGGAACGAGGUCGAGGAUAUCUGGGAGCAGCGCUGGAAGGACCAGGAGAAGCUCUUGCUGGAUAUGCAGCGGAGAGUAAGCCAGGCGGACCUCAGCAGGAUCGUGGGACGCAGGAGAGGAGGGAAGGUGACUUCUACUGCUCAUGGUGAGGAGGAGUAUCAUUAG